ACGUUCAUGUGAAGUAGCUUGAAACAAAAGAGAAAAACAAAAUGACUCAAUGGAGCUGAAAAACUACACCAGGGUGAAAGAAUUUACUUUCCUUGGCCUAACCCAGAGUCAAGGACUGAGCUUGGUCUUAUUUUUUUUCCUGCUUCUUGUGUACUUGACAACUCUCCUGGGAAACCUCCUCAUCAUGGUCACUGUGACCUAUGAGCCUCGCCUUCAUACCCCUAUGUACUUCCUGCUCCGUAAUUUAUCUGUUGCCGACAUCUGCUUUUCCUCCAUCACAGCUCCCAAGGUUCUGGUGGACCUUCUGUCACAGAGAAAGACCAUCUCUUUCAAUGGCUGCUUCACCCAGAUGUUUUUCUUCCACCUUGUUGGAGGGGUGGACGUAUUUUCUUUGUCAGUAAUGGCACUGGAUCGAUAUGUGGCCAUUUCCAAGCCCCUGCACUAUGUGACCAUUAUGAGUAGAGGCCGUUGCAUUGGAUUAAUAGUGGCUUCCUGGGUGGGGGGCUUUACCCACUCCAUCGUACAGAUUUCCCUGUUGUUCCCACUCCCCUUCUGUGGACCCAAUGUUCUUGACACUUUCUACUGUGAUGUCCCCCAGGUCCUCAGGCUCGCCUGUACAGACAUUUUUAUGCUUGAGCUGCUGAUGAUUUCCAAUAAUGGACUGCUCACCACACUGUGGUUUUUCUUCCUCCUGGUGUCAUAUAUGGUCAUAUUAUUAGUAGUAAGGUCUCAGGCAGGGGAGGGAAGGAGGAAAGCCAUCUCCACCUGCACCUCCCACAUCACUGUGGUGACCCUGCACUUUGUGCCCUGCAUCUAUGUCUAUGCCCGGCCCUUCACUACCCUCCCCACCGAUAAAGCCAUUUCUGUCACCUUUACUGUCAUCUCUCCUCUGCUGAACCCCUUGAUCUACACUCUGAGGAACCAAGAGAUGAAGUCAGCCAUGAGGAGAUUGAAGAGAAGACUCAUGCCUUCUGACACGGAAUAGA
This is a messenger RNA of Leptonychotes weddellii (Weddell seal), 986 nucleotides long. RefSeq names its product olfactory receptor 4D10. Gene Ontology annotation, cellular component: membrane. Gene Ontology annotation, biological process: G protein-coupled receptor signaling pathway. Lineage: Eukaryota; Metazoa; Chordata; Mammalia; Carnivora; Phocidae. The record is from RefSeq and is a predicted model, not a curated record. Gene Ontology annotation, molecular function: olfactory receptor activity; G protein-coupled receptor activity.